This is a messenger RNA of Aegilops tauschii subsp. strangulata, 3480 nucleotides long. RefSeq lists its product as uncharacterized. NCBI's taxonomy places the organism in Eukaryota, Viridiplantae, Streptophyta, Magnoliopsida, Poales, Poaceae. Gene Ontology annotation, molecular function: catalytic activity. The record is from RefSeq and is a predicted model, not a curated record.
AUGUAUGCAUCCAUACAUGAAAGGGAUGUGUGGGCGGGAGACUCGCCGGCGGCGGAUGCAUCCGCGGCGGACCUGCAGAAGUACAGAGAUCUGUACAAGCAACCGCUGCCUGACAAGUUUGUCCCUACGGUAACCGAGCUGGUGAACUCGACGAGCAGCCACGGCAAGAAGAGCGUUCAAGUGGAGCUAAGGUGGGAGCAGUUAGUUUUUCCAAUGUUAGUCUGCUAUCUGUUUCUGGAAGUAGAGUGCUGCGAUGUGGAGACUGAUGGGUGUUCGGUUAUGAGUGUGGUGUCAUACUGUGACCUCCCCCUGAUGAAAACUAAAAUUAGGGACGUGUCCAGGAGCUUGGUGCUAGAAAUUUUGGGGCCAAGAUUUGCUGAUAAUUUCAUCAGUUUACCUGCCACUGGCUCACGGGGAGGGAUUCUCAUUGCUAGCACAGAUGAUUUUGAGGUGUCUGAUAUACCUUUGGCAGUUGAAGCUCAUUCGAUUUCAGGUACGAUCAGGGACAAACCGGAUGGCAACUGCUGGUCUAUUACUGGGGUCUAUGGUCCCCAGCUUGAGGCUGAUAAAUUGGAAUUCUUAUCUGAAUUGAGAAGGAUCAAACAGCUUUUGCUUCCACGUUGGAUGGUGUUGGGGGAUUUCAACAUGAUAAGUAGGGCUGCUGACAAGAGCAACACUAAUUACAAUUUGAGGAUGAUGGGUAGGUUCAGGGCUGCCAUUGAGGAUUUGGAAUUAAUUGAUUUUCCCUUACUAGGGAGGAGGUUCACUUGGUCAAGCGAGCGUCAAAAUGUCACCCUCACCAAGAUCGACAGGGUUUUAGUCUCCGGGGAGUGGGAGGCUGCUUUCCCACAGUUUCAGUUGACCCCUGCAUCGACCAGUAUUUCUGAUCACUGUCCGUUGGUAUUGAGGAAAAUGCAGCUAUCUCAUUAUAGGGCUUUUAGGUUCGAAAAUCACUGGUUAAGGUCCCCGGAGUUUGAUGUGAUUGUUCAGCAAGCCUGGAAUAGAGUGGUCCAGUCUGGAGACCCAGUUCGUGUGUUGCAUACUAAGCUCUCCCGUACAGCGGUAGCGCUAAAACUUUGGAACAGGACAAAGAUGAAGUGGGCUAAUUUUGUUUCUGGUAUAGCAAAUGAAGUCAUCUUCCGCCUGGAUCUAGCACAAGAGGACCGCGAGCUGACCGAGGCCGAGAGAAAUCUGCGGAGUUUGCUCAAGAUGAAGCUUUUGGGCAUCGCGGCCAUUGACAGAGCAAGGUGGAGACAGAAAUCAAGGGAAUUACGGGAUGCGGUGACUGACAUUCAUGGGGAGAAGGCGCCUGGGCCAGAUGGCUUUACUGGUGCCUUCUAUAAGCGAUGUUGGCCGACUAUUAAGGGAGACUUGCUUGCCGCUGUCAACUGUGUGCAUUCUUUGCGUGCUCAAAAUUGGAGGAUAGUGAAUACAGCAAAUUUGGCUCUUCUUCCCAAGAAAGAUGGUGCCCGAGAUACAUGUGAUUUCCGUCCUAUUAGUUUGAUGCACAGUGUUCCCAAGAUUUUGAGUAAGAUGUUGGCUGCUAGGCUAGCCCCGGAAAUCCACAAGCUUGUCUCCCACAACCAGAGUGCUUUCAUUAGAGGGCGAUCUAUUCAAGAUAAUUUUUUGUACGUCCAGAACGUGAUUAAGGCCGCCCACUCCGAAAAUUCUCCGUUGGUGUUUCUGAAGCUUGACAUGGCCAAGGCUUUUGAUUCGGUCUCUUGGAGCUAUCUGCUGGAGGUGAUGGAGGCAAUGGGUUUCGGCCAGCGCUGGAGAGACAUGGUGUCCAUUAUUUUUGCAUCUUCCUCCUCUCGAGUUCUGCUGAAUGGGUCGCCAGGUGCCCCUUUUGUGCAUAGGCGGGGAUUGCGGCAGGGUGACUCCGUAUCGCCCCUGCUGUUUAUCCUAGCCAUGGAGCCUCUGCAGCGGAUGCUCACGAUGGCCACAGAAAGGGCGGUGCUUACACCUUUGAGAGUCAGAGUUGCGCGCUUGCGUUCUGGUUUCUAUGUCGAUGACGCAGCCUUGUUCAUCAAUCCCGUUGCCCAAGAUUUUGCUGCAGUGCAUGCCAUUCUUAAGGUUUUUGGGGAUGCCUCUGGGCUGUGGGCCAACAUCGCCAAGACCGUGGCUUAUCCUAUCUCCUGCUCUGGGAUCAACAUUGAGAGUAUGUGGAGUGUUUUUGGUAGGAUUUUGGGGUCAUUCCCGUGUCAAUACCUAGGGCUGCCAAUUGGGCUUCGGAAGCCGAGAAGAGCUGAAGUUCAGCCGGUCUUGGACAAAUUUGCAGGCAAGCUUGCUCCUAGGAAGGGGAGAUUACUAAAUAGGAUGGGAAGGCUUGUGUACAUCAAUUCUGUCGUUACGGCCACGGCCACUUUCUUUUUGACGGCCUUCCCUCCUGACAAGUGGCUAAUCAAAAAAAUGGACAAGCUGAGGAGAAAUUUCCUUUGGUGUGCGGAGGAUGAAGCUGUAGGAAGGAAAUGUCUGGUCAGCUGGAAGCGAGUCUGUGCUCCUAAGCGUCUUGGUGGUCUAGGAGUGAAGGACAUACUUUGUUUCACCAGGGCGUUGCGUUUGCGAUGGGAAUGGUUUUGGUGGGCUGAAGAGGAUAGGCCGUGGAAGGGCACAGCGACGCCGUGCGACGACACGGAUCGGCAGCUCUUCUCCAGUUGCACUAGUAUCGAGUUGGGAGAUGGUAGCAUAGCUGCCUUCUGGACUGACAGGUGGCUCAACGGCGAAGCCCCACUGCAUUUAGCACCUGAUAUUUUCAAGCUGGCUAGGUUCAAAAAGCUCACGGUCAAAGAGGCGCUCAGUACAGCGCGAUGGAUGCAAGGACUUCAGCGCUUGGACAGUUACGAGCAGCUAUGUCAAUUCGUUGGCCUGUGGGAAAAAUUGCAAUCGGUGAAUCUUUCAUACCAGAGAGACAAAAUCAAGUGGAACAUCACUGCCAAUGGGAGAUACUCGGCGUGUUCUGCUUAUGAGAUCCAAUUCUUGGCCAGGAUUGAGCAACCUGGGAUUGCCCGCGUGUGGAGGUGCAAGUUAGAAGGGAAGGUAAAGUUCUAUAUGUGGCUUUUACUGCAGAACAGAAAUUGGACUGCCGACCGGCUGCAGGCCAGAGGAUGGCCUCACAACGACUCUUGUAGGCUUUGUGACCAGGCGCCGGAAACCGCGGCGCAUCUCACACUGCAGUGCUGCUAUGCGAGACAGGUUUGGCAUCUUGCUCUAGGGGCCAACGGCUGGGUGCAAAAUGAUGGGUUGUCGACAACCUCAGUUUCGGAAUGGUGGAGGAUUUUUUGCACGCACAGCGGCGCGACUGCUAGGAUUGAGGCUGAUUUAACUUUGGCGGCUUACAUCGCCUGGCAUCUCUGGAAGGAGAGAAACAGAAGAGUUUUUGAAGAUAAGGAGCUGACUCCUCGGGCCGUGGUGAACCUGAUUAGUGAUGAUAUUAAAUUGCUUAACGAGGCUUUGAAUCCUUCCACUACGGCUGAGCGAUAG